UCACCUGAACGCUGGGUGCACGGUGACGUCAUGCGCGAGGGGCGGGACUUAUAUAAGAUCUCCCAAACAGUUACACGCAGGAGCCAGCCCAGAGCGACGCCGGAUACAAGACAGGCACCAAGCGGGAUCGAACGAACAAAGCGCAACUUUUCGUCCCGGUUGAACCUGGACUUUAACUGAGAAUGUCUUUGGGUGACCAGCAGUGGUAUCCCACCAGCGUGCAGGUAACAGUGCUCAAAGCCCGAAACCUGCGGAUCAAGGGCAAAAAUGGAACGAACGACGCUUAUGCCAUCAUGCAGGUGGGCAAGGACAAGUUUUCCACGUCCGUAGCGGAGAAAUGCGUAUCGCCCGAAUGGAAGGAAGAGGCGACGUUCGAUCUGCCGCUCUUCCAUCAGGGGAACGCGGAGCGAUGCACGCUUUACAUCAUCGCGAUGCACCGAGCCCUGGUGGGACUGGACAAGUUUUUGGGACAGGCUGUCAUCAACUUAGUGGACCUCCACGCCAACAGAUCACGCCAAAAGACCGAUUGGUACAAGCUGGUGGAUAAGAAUGGGAAACAAGAGAAGGACCGAGGGGAAGUUCAUUUGGACAUUCAGUUCAUGAGGAAUAACCUGUCGGCCAGCAUGUUUGACCUCUCCAUGACAGACAAGCCUCGCUCUGGCAUCUCCAAGCUCAAGGAUAAAAUUCGUGGUAAGAAGAAAGACGGCCUGUCGGAUUCUGCCUCUGCGAUCGUGCCCUCCUCAGUGGGAACCGACAGUGAAGGAGAAGGAGAGGGUGCUUCAGACACUCCUAAGAAGAAAUCGAAACUGAAAUCCUUUUUUGGACCAAAGACAAACCUCCAAAGGAAUGUGUCCCAGUCCAUGUCAACCUUGGGCACCCUGCCUGAGAAGAACAGUUCACUCAGCAGCAGCAGAUCGUCCGGCCUUAAUGUGGACUCUCCUGAUGUGAAAAAGAGGUUUAAAAUUCUGGGACACAAGCGCACUGACAGCUCAGAUAGCAAAGCGUCUCUUGGCCCCUUUUCUCUUCUGAGCCGCUCUAAACAAAACAUCCCGGAGCAGAAUAACCUGUGUAUCAACGGCAACCAUGUUUAUGCUGAGGAACAAGAACCGAAAGCUGCUUUUGGCUCCACACUCAGUCUGAACAGCUCAGGAAAGGGUUCAGUUGAGGAUGUUCGUAAACACCAUCAAAGAAAUGCUUCCGACAUGUCCAUCGACUCAAUUAAAGGGCUGAGCAUCCCCUCAUACAAGCCUGAAGUGCUAGACAAAACUCCUCUUGCCUCACAGAGCCCUCUAGAGGACAGGAGCCUCAGUCAAGUAGAGGCGGUGGAGAAGGAGAAGGGUAGGAAACCCGGAGGAAGAAGCCUUCAAGAGAUGCUGGACCGACAGGAAGAAAAAGAGUCGAUGAAGCAGCAAGAACUAGAGAGAAAACAAGAGGAAGAGAGGAAAAGCAGACUUGAAGAGCAGGAGAAGAAGCGCAAGGAAGAGGAAGAGCUGCAGAAGAAAGGCAGCGAGGAGGAGACGCAGCGGGCCGAGGAGCAGCGGCACCACGAGGAAUCCAGAGUAAGCGAACGCCUUUCCUCUCUCUUUGGCAUCGGAAGGAAGAAGGAGGAGAAGAGAGAGGAAGCAAAGAAUGAACCCAAACGUCUGGAUGUGCGCUCCUCCAUAAACCCGUUUGAAGACAUUCCCCUCUCCCCGGAUAACCCAGCCUCAUUCCCAGAAGAGAGAUCCACGGACCCACGGAGGGGCGCUAGGACCACCCCAGCGCCAACAGCUAUUGCUCUCCCCAGUCGCACAGCGAAAGUGUCUGCCGUCAAGCCGAGGCCUCACCCAGUGAAACCCAUGAACACCACAGAGAGCCAGUCUUCCAGUGUUCUCGCUGUGGGGAAAGACCCAAAGUCUAUCACCAUCAAGGAAAUGGCUGAGAAGUCAAAGAUUGGAGAGAGUGGUCCGUUCACCCAGCUCACACAGGAGGAACUGAUCACGCUGGUGGUAAAGCAACAGGCUGAACUAUCCAGAAAAGAUGCCAGGAUCGUGGAGUUGGAGGAAUACAUUGAUAACCUGCUAGUUCGCGUCAUGGAGGAACAACCGGCCAUCCUGCUUUCACUUCAUUCCAAGUGUUAGGGUUUGAUCAGAACAUUUGCCCUGAUCAUAACACUCAGACACUUUAAUAUUGUGGGAUUUGCCUGCUAUGCACAGAAGGAUUUUGGAUUUCAGGCUGAAUGUAAUAUCACAACUCAUAAUCAGUUUAUUUGCUUUAAUAUUUAAUGCACCACUUCACAUUCUGAUUUCACCACCACUAUCUUACAAAUAACUUCUUUUUACUAUGUGGAUGUUUGAUCGUAUAUCAGGUCCAACUAUUCCAGAAUUCUGCAGUUUGUUAUUGUUUGGUGUUUUUUUUUCUUUUCUGAUUGGAUCAUGGUACGAUCUCCCUCCAAAAAGCUACCCAACAACAAACACAUCCUAUUUAUUGAGCAUAUCAUUGUCUUUCUGUGCACCUUUCCGUUUAGGCAAAGAGAGGGCUUCUUAAUGCAUUAUUUAUUGAAGUCUUAAGUUUGUAUUUGAAUAUUUUCCUUCUCUCUGAAGUGCUUUGUUUCGAUCUUGACUACUGCGUUCAUUAAUUCCUUCCUUCAACGCUUCAUUGCUGUUGAUGCGGCCUUAUGUCUGUUGGGGCUCAAAUCAAGGGCAGACAUUUACACUAUACGCACUUUUUACCUGAACAGGGUGUUUCAUUUAUGAAGGAUAGUGUUUUUUUUUAUAUUAAGUAGUUAUCUGAAAUACCCUAUAGAAUUACCUCUGUAGAAAUGCCUUAAUAAAGAAACAUUUUUCUGUA
Rhinichthys klamathensis goyatoka is the source of this 2829-nucleotide messenger RNA. It is a transcript of the gene rab11fip1a, whose product is annotated as RAB11 family interacting protein 1 (class I) a. The record is from RefSeq and is a predicted model, not a curated record. The coding region runs from base 183 to 2120 and encodes 645 amino acids. Gene Ontology annotation, molecular function: small GTPase binding. Lineage: Eukaryota; Metazoa; Chordata; Actinopteri; Cypriniformes; Leuciscidae. Gene Ontology annotation, biological process: regulated exocytosis. The transcript has 5 exons. Gene Ontology annotation, cellular component: intracellular membrane-bounded organelle.